Molecule: messenger RNA, 1505 nt
Organism: Solea solea (common sole)
Lineage: Eukaryota; Metazoa; Chordata; Actinopteri; Pleuronectiformes; Soleidae
Product: TATA box-binding protein-like 1
Exons: 1
Coding region: 38-949 (303 amino acids)
Biological process (GO): DNA-templated transcription initiation
Molecular function (GO): general transcription initiation factor activity; DNA binding
Source: RefSeq, a predicted model, not a curated record
CUCUUCUUCACUUUACAGAGAAAACACAAACUUCUUCAUGGACCCCAGCAAUAAUAAUACUAGUAAAAAUGAUCAUGAUGCUAGUAAUGAUAACAAUAUCACAAUUGCCAAUGUGGUGUCGACCUUCAAGACUGGGUGCCACCUUGACCUACACACUAUUGCACUGAGGGGACGCAAUGUCAUCCAUCAGCCUAAAGGAGGAAAAGUGGUCAUGAAACUCCGUAAGCCCCUGAUAACAGCCACAAUUUCAUCCUCAGGUGGUGUAGUCUGUGCUGGAGCCAAGAGUGAGGCGGAGGCAAAAAUGGGUGCUCGCAGGGUAGCACGCUGUCUGCAAAAACUCGGCUUCAAGGUGACGUUUUCAGGCUUUAGGGUCGUGAAUGUGCUGGCGGUGUCCUCGGUGCCUUUCAGAAUCAACCUCAUACGCUUCACUAUGGAAAAUAAGCCCUUUGCCACUUAUGAGCCAGAGCUCUUCCCUGCUGCGAUAUACAAGAUCAAAAAUCCCAAAGCAACUUUGCAAGUGUACUCAACUGGCGCGAUCGUGGUCACGGGACCAAAUGUGAAGGACCUGAACAAAGGGUUUGAGCACACCUACCCGCGACUGUUUGAGUGUCAGAUACCCAGUGACGAGCCGCCAGAAAACCUUAAAACUGUCGUAAAAUGCCAAAGACGGCGAAAGAGGACUGAUGCAGAAUCAGAGAUGAAAAGAGAAGUGGGAGGCAAAGGGAAGAAAAGAGGGAGGGAAUUAAUACAACAUUACGGAUGCCAACCUGACCCUGAAUGGCUAAUCAGGACGAUGGGGUCGAUUCCUAGUGGGCCAGGCUGGGUGGUGGGUCACUGGGGUCAGAGAUCAAACCAACUGCAGAUGCAACCACACACAUCAGACGUAAACAGCGAGUGUUAUUCUGACCUGGCUGGUACGAUGGCACAACUUCAACAGUCUCACAAAUAAAUUUGUCAUUCUGACAAAUCAACGUGCGGCGAAGGCAUUGAUUCUUCUUAUGUAAAUGUGUCGUGUUGUUGUUUCAGGAUCGUCUCGAGCAGCACAGGAUCAUUGUCUUCAUUAUAAAUCAUUGAUAGUGGAAAGAACAUCUGCAGCAAAUUACUAAAUGAGAUUAGCUCGGACUAGGCGGAAGCGUGGGAAAGUUGAUUAAUGCUGCGCUGUCAAAACUGAGUCAUCUUCAUUUAACUAAGUGGACAAAACAUGAGGCUCCCAGAGGGUCCAUGUUUUCAUUGAGAGAGAAACAACAUGUAGAAUCUAACCCAUGUUGAUUCUGUCACAAUAAUAAAAACGGAUCAGUAUCACGUUAUACAAAUAUAUAUUUCAUAGUUUAUUGUUAAAAAAAAUGGUCUGUUUCACAUAUUGUAGGAACCAAGGGGGUCACAACAAACCCAUGUUGGUUGCAGUUAAGAUAGAACAUUUCAAAUGCACUAUAAAGUGCUUUUGAGAUUUCCCACAUUUUGUGUCCAUCUUGUCAUAGGAAAAUUCAAAGUAGAGUAAAUAUGUU